CAGUUUUCUCGGCUUCCAAAGCUGAUUAUUAGUGCAAAUUUUCGAUAAUUUAAAGUGGUCACAAAUUAUCAUCGAUUAUUGAGUAAUUAGCAAACAUGGCCGAAGAAUUAACACAAUCGCCCAUCGCUUUGCACAAGAGACUCAGUAUUUCACGUGAAGCGGAGCUUUUGCAAAGCUUUGUGGGGGUUCACAUUGUCGAUGACGACUCUAUGUCAAAAUCUGAGGAAGUGAAAACCGAGGAACCAAAAAGUGAGAAAGAAAUUAAAGAUGGCGAUGAUGGUAAGAAAAAAACAGACGAAUCGAUACCACCCCCACAAGAAUUGAAUGAGGAAAUCAAAAAGAAGGGAAAAAGAAGAAAGAGACGUAAUGGGCCCAGACGUGAAGAACUCUACUGUGACAAAGAUAGAGCUGCAGCUGUCAAUAUGGGAUCUAAGGACAUAAAACAAUCCUUGAAACUAAAAAGAAAGGAGGAUCGAUCUAAAGCACUACAAAUUCCUGAAGAGGCGGAGCCUGGCACAUUUUUGGCCUUGGGCAAUUACGAAAUGUGCAGGGGGGAUCUUCAAAUUGCAAUAAAUUUUAUGUCAAAGGCUCUGGAGCUGAAUCCGACCGAGAAAAGCGCUCUCGUCGCAAGAAGUAAAUGUUACAUUCUCCUGGGUCAACCAGAGAACGCUUUAAAGGACGCAGAGACUGCCCUCAACAUUGACAAAACCUACCUGAGGGCAAUCUACCAGAAAGCCGAAGCCCUCUACUAUCUCGGAGACUUCGAGCACAGCCUCAUGUACUACCACAGAGGUCUCCACAUCCGACCCGAUCACGAAGACUUCAAACUGGGGGUGCACAAGGCCCAGAAAGCCAUCGAAAAUGCAAUCGGAUCGCCUAAUGUUUUCGCCAAUUUGCUAACACCCAAAUCUACGUCGAAGACAAGUAGUCCGGAGUCGACGGAGUCGGGGAAAACCGAGCAAAGGACGACUCCGGGGUCCAAAGUAAAGUCGGCACGGAAAAGCAGACUGCUAAGGGAGUUGGGGCCUGAUAAGGAGUAUCUCGAUAAUUUGAUGAAGAAUCCGAAUUUGAAAUGUAAAUUCAAGGAGGAUGAUUCAAGCAUUAUUAAAACUAUCGAAGAAACUGUUGAAUAUUUAAAUUCCAGACAGGAGUUCUGGAGACAACAGUUACCAGCACAUUUAAAAUGAAGGAACACAU
Messenger RNA from Tribolium madens (black flour beetle), 1197 nucleotides. RefSeq names its product outer dynein arm-docking complex subunit 4. NCBI's taxonomy places the organism in Eukaryota, Metazoa, Arthropoda, Insecta, Coleoptera, Tenebrionidae. Gene Ontology annotation, molecular function: protein binding. The record is from RefSeq and is a predicted model, not a curated record. Bases 96 to 1187 code for a protein of 363 amino acids. The transcript has 3 exons. Gene Ontology annotation, cellular component: cytoplasm.